Molecule: messenger RNA, 1943 nt
Organism: Frankliniella occidentalis (western flower thrips)
Lineage: Eukaryota; Metazoa; Arthropoda; Insecta; Thysanoptera; Thripidae
Gene: exu
Product: maternal protein exuperantia
Exons: 8
Coding region: 175-1404 (409 amino acids)
Biological process (GO): bicoid mRNA localization
Molecular function (GO): protein homodimerization activity; RNA binding
Source: RefSeq, a predicted model, not a curated record
ACUGUACUUUGUAAUGUACCAUGCCAAGUUUUGGCCAAUUUCUACUUGUUUGUAUUUUUGUUACAAUUAUUACUUGAACAGUCAAGUCAGUCAGUCGUUCAUUCCACGGUCCACCGUACAGUCAUUCCGCAUCGCCGUGAAAUAUACCAUUGGUUGUCUUGUCAAAACAGCACCAUGGUGGUAUCCACAGAAAAACAAGAAAAACCAGUCUCUGGGAAUGUUGAUUCUUCACCAUUGAUUCCUAAAGCUGAGGGUCUCCCUGUCGGCAAUUAUCGCGUUGUUGGAUGGGAUCUGGACUUCUCAGGACGCCGCCUCGUCGAUGAGAUAUUGCAAAUAGCUGCUUGGACACCAGAGAAAGAGUUUUCAUUGUAUGUCAUGCCAAGCAGAGAUUUAAAUCUCACCACCAGACGCCGGCACAAGUUGAAGAUUGUCACAAUUCAACGCUAUAGAGUUCUGAAGCAUAUCAAGAGCAACAAGCCUAUCAAGACAAAAAGUGAGGUAUCUGGUCUUCAAGAUUUCAUUGCUUGGCUUGAAGAAGUGAAAGGUGAUGCCAAAGAUGGUAUUAUCCUUGUUUUCCAUGAAGCUCUUAAUUCUUGUCCUGCUCUCCUCUUGCACUGCUUAGGAAGGUAUCCUCAUUACAAUUUGUUAGAACGCUUCAAGGCUGUUGUAGCUGGAUUUGCCAAUGGUUUUGCCAUUGCUGAAAGCAAAUGUGCUAAAGCAGUCACUCACUUCAAUUUGAGGACCCUCUCUAACACACUUCUUGGAAAAGAAGAGAGCCUGGAAAGUGCUGCAGACCGCUCACGCUUGGCUUAUCAGGUUUUGCAGAAGCUCUGCUGUGAAGAUGGAGCUGGUGAUUCAGCUGCACCUAACACUGCUAGUAUGAUUUCCUGUGUACGUGAGUACACUCAACCGUGCCGUCGUGAGGAAGAGCUAUUGGUGCUUCAGCAGGAAAUGAUUAAACGUCAAGAUGCCCUCAGACCUGUUUUUCAUCAAUUGAUGAGAGGUACUCGCAAGGAACGUGAACGUGCAUAUUUGCUCCGUAGAAACCUGGUAGAUGCACAUGUUGAUAUGACAGUUCUCACUGAGGCAUGGAAUGCAGGUCAGAAAGAGGCAGUAGAGAAACUUCUAGAGGAAAAGGCUCACAUUGCUGAUGAGAAGGAUAGAAGUGAUUUGCUUACUAAAAUAGAAUGGCAUUUUGUUCCCGAACUGCGGCCCAAGGUGGAACGUAGACCAUCAUUCAAGAAAGGAAGAAGAUAUAGCAAAAGCUCUGACAAAACUAAUGGGAAUGCAGAAAACGGUAAAGAACCAUCAUCACCCAUUCAAUCCCCGGACACUACCGUCGUAUCUCCUGAAAAGCCCCAGACUAAUGGUACCAAAGACUCCCAGGAAGCUGUUGCAUGCUGAAGUAGGCUUGCACGUCAUGAAGACAUCAGACAUGUUCUUAAUUUAAUUUGUUAUCAAAGUCAUUGAUUAUUAUUGAACUAUUCAUAGACAUAAUAUAAGUGCCAGAUGUGCAUAAAAGGUAUUUUUAUUUUAUUGAUCAAAGUAUGUUUUAUAAUGUAACAUUUACAUUGUUGAAAUUUUGGAUUGUGCAGUAUGUAUAUUUAUUUUUAUCUAAGUCAUUAAUAUGAUUUAAGGCACUAAGUUUUGUUUUUGUUCUUGCUCAUGUACAGUUGGUUUAUCACUGUUAAAGUUGUUUUCAUGCAUCGAAGCCAUGUUAUAUAAGUGUCAGCUCAUUAAGGUCUACAUCAGUGGCACAUUCAUUUACAGCUGUAUGAUUCAUGAUUUUAUUUUGUUGACCCUUAUCACAUGUUCAGUACAUGCACCCAAUUCCAUCGGACAUAUUGAACAUUCCUCAAAUUUAUGGUUUCGAUUGUCAUUGAGUCGUUUUGUUUUUGUUUUGGUUUAAUUGUGAAAUUUAUAAUAAAGUCUAUUGCAUCUAA